AUGUCCCGUAAAUUAGACCUCUCAAGGUUCAGAGAUGACGAUUCGGACGAUGAUAAUCCUUUCGUACCCAAGACAAAGUUGGAAUUGACAGAUUUGAAAUCAAAGGUUUUUGCUUUAGGGAAUACCAAAAAGUCUAAGAAAGAUUUAGAGAGGGAAGCAGAGGAAAGGAGGAAGAAAGAGGAUGAAGAAGCCGCUAAACUUGUCAUGGCGGAAUAUGAAGAAGCUUUCGAGAAACCUUCAGGAUCUACGACUCGGAAUCGAUUCGUUCCUGCUGGAGGAUUCGUUAAAGCUGCAACAACACCUGCGCCUGUUAUUCCCAAAGGUCCGAAAUCUAUGGAAAACAUUCCCAGAGGACCAGCAGCGAUGGGUUAUGGCAGGCCAACAAGACCAUCUCCGCCAAAACAACCCUCCCCUCCUCCAGGCCCAAAGCCUCGAGGAAAACGAGCCAUGGACGCGUUUUUAGAAGAAUUGAAAAGAAACGAAGCUGCUCGGGAAGAAAGAUUAGGCCGGACUGCCCAACUAGAAGGCUCAUCCAUCGCCGCGCUCGCAGCUUGGGAGAAUGAGAAAGGCGGAAAGCCUCCUGAAGAGGGCGAGUCGACAAAUCUGUUCAUCACCAAUCUCCCUCAAAAUAUCACAGAAGAAAGCCUGGGAAUGUUCUUCGCCAAACACGGCCCGAUAGGGACCGUCAAGAUCAUGUGGCCCAGAGGUGAAGAAGAUCGUAGGGGUACGAGAGGCUUGAUGGGAUUUGUCAACUUUAUGAAACGUCGGGAUGCUGAACUGGCCCUCGAAGCGAACGAUCAGUUGGAUUGGGGUGGGACUAUCAUCCGAGUGACAUGGAGUAAAUCAGCUCCAAAACCUAGUAAACCGAUCUAUGGUGUGUUUUCGUUGUUGUCUCUUCGUAAACGUUCCCGAUCUGACUCACGUGGUCGGACUCGUAGACGGUCUUAUUCGUCUUCCUCUUACUCUUCGUAUUCCGAUUCCAGGUCAAGAUCAAGAUCACGGAGUCCUCCUUCCAAAUCUGAUCUUUAUCGAGAUCAAUGGGUAGCGAAGAUAGACAAAGACCGCGCGGAGUUUGUCAAAGGUGUAGCGAGGAAGAUCAGAGAUAGAGGAAGUGGAUAUGCCGAAGAUUUGAGAAUGAAAGAGAAGGGGAAUAAAAAGUAUGAUUUUUUGUCUGAUAACACGCUGCCAGAAUACCAUCUCUAUCGAUCAGGCCUCUCAUCACGAUAUCGAUUCCCUACACCUCCCCCUGACCCAUUCAUCGAUGAUGGUAUAGCUUCCGUCUACUCUACCGAUUCCGCAGAGGAAAGUGAGAAAGAACGUACUGCCAAAGGUCAUCUUGGUAAACUAGCUAGGAAAAGGUUCGAAGCAUUGUUAAGGGUGAUGAGUGGGAAAAGGGCGGAAAUUGCUAGAGCUAUGGAAUUCGCUUUGGUCCGUGCGGAAGCUGCGGAUGAAGUGGCUGAGAUGGUUUGUGAAAGUUUAAAAUUGGGUGGAACACCUGUUCCUAGGAAAAUGGCGAGGUUGCAUUUGGUUUCUGAUAUUUUGCAUAAUUCCGCUUCUCCUCUUCCGAAUGUAUGGAAAUACAGAUUAGCUUUCGAAUCCCGUCUUUCACCCGUCUUCGCGCACUUAUGUACCGUCACUCAAAGUUUGGACGCUUAUUCGGGUCGAAUCAGUGCGGAGGUAUUUAGAAAUCAAGUUUUAGCCGUGUUGGAUAUCUGGGAUCGUUGGAUGUUAUUCAACCAAGGAGUUAAUGAUACCCUUCGGAAUUUAUUACUAGGCAAGACAUCUUUAUCAUCUCUCACGUCUCGAGAUACUAUUUCAAAAUCAGGAUCAACAAUGGAAUCUUCGGAACCGAAAAAGUCUGAAGGGGAGAUGAAGGGAUUCAAAUCAGGAGGAUUCAAAUCGAGCUUUAAACCUAUUGGAAGUGUCGUUUCUGUUUCUAUCACGGACACGGCUGUGCAGAUGGGAGAAGUGGAAGAUGUCGACGGGAAACCAAUGGACGGCGAAGAUGUAGAUGGUGAGCCAAUGAACGAGGAAGAUGUAGAUGGUGAGCCAAUGAACGAGGAAGAUGUUGAUGGGGAACCUAUGGACGAGGAAGAUGUAGAUGGUGAGCCUUUGAACGAGGAAGAUGUAGAUGGUGAAGCAAUGAACGGUUCGAAUUAUUUGAGACGAUACGAUCUGAAAGAAGAGGAAGAUGUUGAUGGUGAACCUAUGGAAAUUUUGGAUGAAGAAGAUGUAGAUGGAAUCCCAUUUUGA
Molecule: messenger RNA, 2253 nt
Organism: Tremella mesenterica DSM 1558
Lineage: Eukaryota; Fungi; Basidiomycota; Tremellomycetes; Tremellales; Tremellaceae
Exons: 13
Coding region: 1-2253 (750 amino acids)
Biological process (GO): RNA processing
Cellular component (GO): nucleus
Molecular function (GO): RNA binding
Source: RefSeq, a predicted model, not a curated record